AUGUCUGGAAAGGCUAUAUACACAUUUGUUUUUGAAGGAAGAUACUCUGUUAAGGAAAAACUAGGAUUUUCUACUCCAAAAUCUAUUUCAGAAAUAAAUAUACCACGUCAAGUCUCAAAUGAAGCAAUAAAUGAUAUUACUAGCAGCGAUAGUAGCGACCAGUCUGAAAUGCCAUCAAAAAAGUUUGUUUUUACUUUUUCGGUAGAUGAAUGGAAAACAAUUCAGCCACAAGAAAUGAAUUAUAAAAUGAUUGACAAAACAAGACGUAUGCAAAACACCAGAGCAAAAGUAACUCCUGAUAGUUAUAACUACGUAGUAGUUGUUGCACGAUGCACUGUCUGCAAAUCACAUUUUAAAGGAACUAUAGCUGAAAGACCAUCAGACAAUUCUAGAGUGCUAAUGAACUGUAUUUACACUGGUAAUUAUAACGAUGAAUAUAAAAUUUCACGAAAGCGACGAUUGUUAGGACCUACGAUAAGUAAAUACACAACAUCCGUUGUUAAGGAAGGCAUAUCAUGUGAAACCACUAGGGAACGAGAAGCUCCUCGUUUAAUGAAAAUGGGUGAUUGUGAACCACCUAUCAUUCAAAGUGGAAAUUCCUUGCGAUCUUUAAAGAGUAGAAAAUUAGCAUCUGAAAGACGUCAUGUAGAUACUUUAACAUCAAUAGUUCUCAUGGCAAAAGAAGAGGAAUAUAAUAAUAUUUUACAUGAUAUUGGAUGUAAUCCAUUUUUUGUGCAUUACUUCUGUUCUGAACAAAUUAAAAUUUACAGACAAUAUUGCCGCAGUGUAAGAUAUCCAAAGCUAGUAAUUGAUGCGACCGGUUCAGUAGUGAAACCAUUUACAGCUACAAAUAUGCUGAGCGAACGGCAUACGAGCGUUGCAAUUUCUAAUUGGCUUUUUAAUUGGUUAAGCAGUGAUAUACCUAUUCCAAAACAAACAGUGUGUGAUCAAUCUUUAGCCCUUUUAUCCGCCAUUGUAAAAUGUUUUACACAGUACUCCACCCUCCAAGAUUAUGUUAGAGCAUGUGCAAGUCUACUACAUGGAGAUGUUCCAUUGAAAUCUCAUUGGGUUCCCAGAUGCUUUGUUCGAGUAGAUAUUGAACAUUUUAUAAAGACUAUUAGCAAAUGGAUACCAUUAAAAUCUGUUGCACGAAGAGUUCGAGAAGUAAUUCUUCGAGCAAUGGGAUUUUUAAUUCAAAGUCAGUCACUGAUAGAAAUGCGAUCGAUUUUUCUAUCAUUGUUUGUAGUCUUUACAAAUGAAACCGACGGCACUGAUAUUCAUGGCGAAGACACUCCAUGUGAAAAACAUCGACAAAAUUUGAUUUCAGCUACAUCAUUGGGUUUUAUUGAUUUUCAAACUCAGUUUGAUGAAUUAAUCGCCAUGAUAGAAUGUGAGGAUGAUGCAAGACAAAUCAUCGAAGAUGAAUACGAACGGCAGAAUGAAGGGCUGGAGUUAUUUGAAAAUCCAUUUCAAUCAUGGACUAAUGAAAUUUCCAAUGAAAUUAAAAUGCUCAUUAAAGAAGGAACCGGAAUUAACCCAUUAUAUUUACCAAAUUUAGUUCCACAUUUAAUAAAAUGUACCAAGCUAUUACCAUUAUGGUCGGGAGUUAUGGUACCAAUUUUUGGUUAUGGAGAAGAGGUAUCAUGCUCAGCAGCUGUUGAGUCGAGUUUUAAAAAACUUAAGACCGUGACAUUAAAACACGUAGACUUGCCAACAAACUUAGAAAGAUUUUUAGAGAAUCAUAUAAUGUCUCUAAAAAGCUCAUCUAUGUUGCGAGCAGCUAAAUAUCACACACCGGUAUCAUCUCCAAAUUAUGAAGAAAACCACGAAGAUAAAAUACCGACGCAAUCUCCAGUUUCAAUAAGAUGUAAUGAUGACGAAGACCAUGCCAUAUAUCGUCACCAUAAGUCGUCUUCUGAUGAAGAAGAAUUAGUUGACUAUAAUUCUGAUGAUAUGUUAUAUAUUCCAAAAAGCAAAUGUUCAUUAUGCAGUACAGGAAAUCCUCCAAAAGUUGGUGCAAAUAAAUGUUCUAAUUGUAAAAAACUGGUACAUACCUUUUCAACAUGUUCAGUUGAAAAGCCAGGAACACAAUAUGAUCGUUUAUGUAUGGUGUGCUCUUUAUUAGAAGAAGAUAACAUAAGGACUGAAAAUAAUGCUCAAGAAAAAUGGAAUCGAAAAAAUAAGAAGCAGAGAAAAAACAAUUCCUAUCUAACUCCAAAUCCCCAUUUAAGAUAUUUGACCCUGACCAAGUCAAAUAGUAAGAGAACACUGCCAGUGUUAAAAAAUGGAUCAAGGUUUGAAGAACUGAAAGGAUGCAGAACAAAUGCAUUUGAAGGGAGAGUUAUAUUUAAUAACACGUGCGCAUUUGACUCAUUGGCGUCACUUAUCAUGGUAUCAUAUUGUGACAGUCAAAAAUAUUCAGAAAUGUUGGAUAUUUCUGAAAAAUCAGAUUUUAUAAACUUUAUUUGUAAAAUUUUGAAUUCUGGGAUAACAUCUGCAUCAUAUUCACAAAGAGCUGAUUUAAUUAUAAACAAUUUGACUGUUGAAAUAAAAGAAAUGGAAUAUGCCACUACAUUAGUUGUAUGUGCAUUGUGCAUCUACUAUUGGCCAUUGUGUAAAAAUAUCAAUAAACGAAAAAUUAUGCAUUUCACAUUCCAAAUUAAUGAUGACGAUAAUAUUUCUAAAUUACAAAAUUUCUUUGAUGAGGGUUUAGAAAAAGACUUUUUAAUUUGUGGCCAUAAUGAUUGCAAAGGUCUUAAGACAGUCACUACUGACAUUUCGAAAAUGCAUAUAUUUAUUGAUAUUCUUAUUUGGGAAGGCGAAGAAGCCAUUUCCAGCCAACGCAGUAGUGAGGCAGCAACCAUUUUUAAGAUAAAGCUGUGUGACAUACCGGAAUUAAUAACAGUAAAAUCUACAGUAUAUGAACUAAGAGGCGCUUUAGCUUUUCAACGCCCUAAAAGUUCGUUGAGAAAUUCUGUUGGGCACUAUACAACAUACACAAAAAGAGGAUCUAAAAAUUGGGAGCUUUAUGAUGACCUCAAGAAACUUCCUGUCCAAGUGAAAGAGCAGACAAUAGUUCCGGUCGAAUUUUUGUUUUAUUCUGUUUAA
Macrosiphum euphorbiae (potato aphid) is the source of this 3108-nucleotide messenger RNA. The record is from the annotation of a GenBank genome assembly. Lineage: Eukaryota; Metazoa; Arthropoda; Insecta; Hemiptera; Aphididae.